CAACCCAAAACCCUCGUUGGCUAAACCCUAGCGAAUCUGUCUGUCCCCUUUCUGCACAAGACCUUCUUCUUCCUCCUUCAACCCCACUUCCCGAGUUUAUCUGCGUCGACUCACCGAACUUCGAAAAUGGCGGACACAGUGCAGUACCGCCUGGAGCGCAUGGUCGAGGAGCUUGACGACCUAGAACGUAGAGGAUUGUUCACCCGACGCGAGAUAGCCGAGAUUGUCAAGCAGAGGCGGAAGUUCGAGUACAGAUUGAAGCGCCCCAGUCCUCUAAAGCAGGAUUACUUGGCCUACAUAGAUUACGAGACCCAGCUCGAUACGCUUCGCCGCCUUCGCAAGAAAUCCGUGUCCCGGGACCUCGACAAGAAGAAGGAUAGCAAGAGGGUGAAACUCUCGGUCUCCGAUUUCGCCGGAGUUUCGAGGAUAGUGGAGAUUUAUCGCCUCGCCGUGCUGAGAUACAAGGGAGAUGUCGACCUCUGGCUUCGUUAUUUGGAGUUCUGUAGGGAGCGGAGUAAUGGUAGAAUGAAGAAGGUCCUAGCUCAACUAAUUAGAUUUCAUCCGAAGGUUCCAGGAGUUUGGAUUUAUGCUGCAGCAUGGGAAUUUGACCAUAAUUUGAAUGUUGCAGCAGCUCGUGCCCUUAUGCAAAGUGGUUUGAGAGUUUGCCCAACUUCAGAGGACCUCUGGGUAGAAUAUCUCCGGAUGGAGCUCACAUAUCUCAACAAGUUGAAAGCAAGAAAGAUUGCUCUUGGAGAAGGCAAGGGAAGUCUGGUUCGUGAAGAUGGAGAUGCUGGUGGAAAAGAGUGGAGAGAUGAUAACAAAGAUUUAUUCGUGUCACUUGAUGAGGAAAGAAAAAAUGGCGAUGGAUCAAACACUGACAAUAAGGAGUCUGAGGAUAAAGUAGAUAUAUUUAAGGAGCAAGGUCUGAACAUUCUCCAGGCAGUGUAUAGUGGCGCAGUGGAAGCAUUGCCUUUAAAUUUUAGCCUUAGAGAACGGUUACUCGAGAUAUUGGAAGCCACAGACUUGGCAAAUUCAGAAGACAUGCGCGAACGGAUCCUAAGUGAUAUGAAAAGAGACUUUUCAAAAGAUCCCAAAUAUUGGGAAUGGCUUGCUAGACUCGAAUUGAGAAACUCUAAAAGUGACGAAGGAAUAAGCGAUGAUGUCACGCUUAAGCAACUACAAAAGGCAGUGAAGGUAUAUGAAGAGGCUUUAGAAGUUGUGCCUUGUUCUGUCAUGUUUGACUUGUACACAAAAUUCUUGAUGGAUAUUAUUGUCCCCAAAGAUGGAAACGUGCAGUUGUGUGAUUGUACAGAAGAUUGGAUUUCACACCUUUUGACAGCAUAUGAGAAGGCUAAGCUAGUAGGGUGCAUGUCAGAGGAUCUAGCUUGCAAAUAUGCUUCAUUACAUUUGCAAUUGGGAAGAUUUGAUGAAGCCCGAAAACUGGCAGGAGAGCUUUGCAGUGGAGAUCUUUCAAAUUCAUCCCAGUUAUGGCUCUUAAGGGCCUCCAUGGAAAUUAGACAUUUCACAAAGGAUGUUCUUUCGCAAAGUAAGGCCAGCUUGGAUUCCAUAUUUUUUCUAGUUAGAGAUGCAUUGACUAAAGUGCCACUGUCAAAGUCGGAGGAACUCUGGCUCAUGGCACUCAAGUUCUUUGCUCUUGAAAAGGAUUACUCUGAUAAGUUGGUUGAGAUGUCUAUUACUGCAGUAGCUAAAGGUGGUGGCAGUGAUUAUGGGUUCUCUCUCUCUUCUGCUGUAGUAAAUUUUAUCCUCCACAAGGAUGGGAUCCAUGAUGCUAGGAAAAUAUAUGAGAGAUUUCUUGCCCUUCCUCACCCAGACCUUUCUUUGUAUAGAAAGUGCAUUGAAUUGGAACAGAACGUUGCCUCUCUUGGUGACAAGCAAUGCCUUGUAAAUGCUCGGAAGUUGUAUGAAUCUGCACUCUCAACUUACGACCAGGACUCAAGUUUGUGGCGAGAUUACUAUUCAAUGGAAAUUAAGCUGGGAACGUCAGAGACGGCAAAUGCUGUGCAUUGGCGAGCAAGGAAGACACACAAUGCUGCGGCUUUGAUAGCUUCUCCUGACGUUGUAUUAUGAUUUACUGCAGUGCACACAUCAUGUCCCCGAAAAAAGAAUUUUGGCCAACCAACCAUUUUUGUACCCUUAUUGCUUAGUUGAGAAAUGAAAGUCGAAGCCUCAUAAGUUAAGUGAGCAAGUUUUCCGAAAUUGUACCGUUUUCUUUGCUCUCAAUCCGUGGUUCUAAAGGUUGCUAAUGUAAAGGAGAAAAGACUUAUUUUCUUUUCUCUCCUUCCACAAAUUGCACGAAUCCACCAAAUGUUGUAUAUUUGUGUGGCUGCAGUGAGAGGGUCUUAAGAAUGGUAGAAUAUCUUUAUCUGCUGAAACA
Messenger RNA from Linum tenue, 2395 nucleotides. NCBI's taxonomy places the organism in Eukaryota, Viridiplantae, Streptophyta, Magnoliopsida, Malpighiales, Linaceae. The record is from the annotation of a GenBank genome assembly.